Messenger RNA from Marasmius oreades (fairy-ring Marasmius), 813 nucleotides. RefSeq lists its product as uncharacterized. The transcript has 5 exons. Lineage: Eukaryota; Fungi; Basidiomycota; Agaricomycetes; Agaricales; Marasmiaceae. The coding region runs from base 1 to 813 and encodes 270 amino acids. The record is from RefSeq and is a predicted model, not a curated record.
AUGUCGAACUCAAUCGAAGUGAAAUAUCGAAGACUAGGUGCAUGUGGUUUGAAAGUCUCUGUGCCAAUCCUUGGUGCAAUGAGCUUUGGUUCACCGGAUUGGACUGGGCCUUGGAUUCUAGAUGAAGAAAAGUCCUUUCCAAUUCUCAAAGCUGCCUGGGACAGAGGAAUCAACACCAUUGAUACUGCCAACGCAUACUCCAACGGCCUUUCUGAGCGCAUCAUUGGAAGGUUCAUCAAACAAUACAACAUCCCUCGAAACCAGAUCAUCAUCGCCACAAAAUGCUACAGCGUCGUCGCCAACACGCCAGCCGGGUUUCAAGGAAAACCUACUCCCAACACUCCAGAAUACAUCAACCAAUAUGGACUAUCUCGUGCUGCUAUAUUCAACGCCGUCGAGGCUUCUCUAGAACGCCUAGACACGCCAUACAUCGACCUUCUCCAAAUUCAUCGUUACGACCGUGAUGUGCCUGUUGAAGAAACGAUGAAAGCUCUACACGACCUCGUCCAAAGCGGGAAAGUCAGAUACAUCGGUGCAAGCUCAAUGCGCUGUUGGCAAUUCGCGCAUUUGAAUCAAGUAGCAGAGAAGAACGGGUGGACCAAGUUUGUAAGCAUGCAGAGCGAGUAUUCGUUAUUGUAUAGAGAGGAGGAGGAGCGGGAAAUGAUUCCUUACUACAAAUUCAACGGAAUCGGUCUCAUCCCAUGGGGCCCUGUUGCUGGCGGCCUUCUCUGCAGACCGUCGGGCACUGAAACCACUCGAAGCGAAGCAUACAAAAAACUAUGGAGCGUCAAUUCAACGAGGCUGACAAGGUAA